Zea mays is the source of this 2390-nucleotide messenger RNA. RefSeq names its product probable flavin-containing monooxygenase 1. Gene Ontology annotation, molecular function: flavin adenine dinucleotide binding; N,N-dimethylaniline monooxygenase activity; NADP binding. Bases 239 to 1843 code for a protein of 534 amino acids. Lineage: Eukaryota; Viridiplantae; Streptophyta; Magnoliopsida; Poales; Poaceae. The record is from RefSeq and is a predicted model, not a curated record. The transcript is spliced from 5 exons.
GCCCCAAAGCCUCGCUCCGACCCCGCGAGGCUAUAAAUACCCUCCUUUGUCCCGCACAUUCUUUCACAGAAGCCAUCAGCAAGCUUACAAAACCCUAGCACUAGCAGCAGCUAUAGCUAGUACGUUACUAGCGCGCUCUCUUGCUCGUUCUUGGCCUAGCUAGCUCCGAUCAUACACCAUCGUGGAAGAGCUGCACGCACCUGCACAUCACGCUCGCACCCUAGUCCAUCCAUCCAUCAUGGCGGCGGCGUCGCGGCAGGAUGCCCACCGGAGCACGAGGCAGGCCGUGCCGGCGUCGUCGAGGGUGGCGAUCAUCGGCGGCGGCAUCAGCGGCCUGGCCGCGGCGAAGCAGCUGGCGGCGCACGACCCCGUGGUGUUCGAGGCGACGGCGUCCGUCGGCGGGGUGUGGAAGCACUGCGUGUACCGCUCGACCCGGCUGCAGACGCCGCGCCGGGACUACGAGUUCUCCGACUACUCGUGGCGCAACCGCGACGACCCCACCUUCCCCACGCACGCCGAGAUCGUGGAGUACCUGGAGGGCUACGCCGACGCCUUCGGCCUGUGGCGCUACAUCGUGCUCAGCGCCAGGGUGGUCGACAUCAAGUUCCUCGGCGGCGGCGGGCUCACGGAGCUGUGGAGCGGCGGCGCCGCCGGCCAGCCGCCGCUCCUCCGGGGCAAGCCUCUGUGGGAGGUCGGCGUCGCCACCGCCGGCUCCGACACCGUUCAGUACUACCAGUUCGAGUUCGUGGUGAUGUGCGCCGGUAAGUACGGCGACGUGCCGCGGAUGCCGGCGUUCCCGCCGGGCAGGGGGCCGGAGGUGUUCCGGGGGCAGGUGAUGCACUCCCUGGACUACUGCAAGCUCGGCGAGGAGGAGACCGUGGAGCUGAUGAGGGGGAAGAAGGUCGUGGUCGUCGGGUACAAGAAGAGCGCCAUCGAUCUCGCACUUGAAUGCGCCCAGGCCAACCAAGGUGAGGGAGGCGAGGCUUGCACCAUGCUGGUGAGAACCCUGCACUGGGUUGUGCCGUCCUACUCCAUCUGGGGCCUGCCCUUCUUCCUCUUCUACUCCACCCGCCUGGCGCAGUUCCUGUACGAGAGGCCCAACCAGGGCCUUCUCCGCUCCAUGCUCUGCACACUCAUGGCACCGCUGAGAGCGGGCGUGUCCAAGUUCAUCGAGUCCUACCUGGCGUGGAAGCUCCCGCUCGACAAGUACGGCCUCCGCCCGGACCACCCCUUCGUGGAGGACUACGCUAGCUGCCAGAUGGCCAUCCUCCCCGACGGCUUCUUCGACAUGGCGGACCGGGACAUGAUCCGCUUCAAGAGGGCCGGCCCCGGCGGCUGGUGCUUCUCCCGCAACGGCGUCCUCCUCGACGACGGCACCGAGGUGGAGGCCGACCUCGUCUUCCUCGCCACCGGCUUCGAGGGCAAGGACAAGGUCCGCGCCGUCCUGCCGGAGCCGUUCCGCGGCCUCGUCGUCGACAGGUCCGGCAUGAUGCCGCUGUACCGCGGCACCAUCCACCCUCUGAUCCCGAACAUGGCGUUCGUGGGGUACGUGGAGAGCGUGUCCAACCUGCACACGUCGGAGCUGCGCUGCCGCUGGCUGGCGGGCCUGCUCGGCGGCCGGUUCGCGCUGCCCAGCGUGGAGGACAUGGUGCGGCACGUCGACGGCGAGGCGGAGGCCAUGCGCCGCACCACGCGCUUCUACAAACGCCACUGCAUCUCCACCUACAGCAUCCACGACAGCGACGCCAUGUGCGCCGACCUCGGCUCCAGGGUUCUCCGCAAGGGCAACUGCCUAGCUGAGCUCUUCGCGCCCUACAACAACAAGGACUACAAGGAAGACUGAUCCAAUCAUUAAUUAAUCCAUGCAUGCGUGCGUGCAUGCGCGCCUGCCAUAAAUUCAUUCAACCCAACCCUCUUUGUUAAUUAUUGAUAUCUGCAAGAAAAAUAUGUAUAAUACGUGUGCGUACGUAUAGCAGAAUAAUUUAAGAUUCGUUAUUGGUUUAUAUAUACUACUAGUAUAGUAUAUGAAGUUAAUAAGGAGUACUAAUAUAUAUAGCUACAUAAAUAAUAAUGUGAUCGGGAGAAAAAAUUAGGUCAUGCAUGAUCAUGCCAUGUGAACCUAGGGCGCGUUUGGUAGAUGACUCCAUGUAGACUUUGAGAUGCAUGUCUGGGGAAACACCAGCAGCAACCUGGACCAUGUGUGGAGCAAACUAUAGUUAGUUAGUGCUUCUUGUACCAAAAGAGCUGACCACUGCAACUCAUGCAUGUCAUGUCCCGCACGUCCUCCCUGUAAUUUAUUUUUUCUUGUAACGUAUCAAUAAAUUAAAUAUAUUGUAUAUGUGUAUGUGCUAUAUAUGUAUAUUGAAUAUACACAAAAUGGAUUAUUCAUA